AUGUCCAUUGCCCGUGAUGAUCGGCUUGGUCAAAUACUUCCAUUUUUUAACAAAUUGGUAGGAAAGUAUCAGGAAGCUUACACGCCUGGAGAAGACAUUGUUAUCGAUGAAACGUUAAUUCCAUGGCGUGGAAGACUCAUUUUCAAGCAAUACAUUCCAAAUAAAGCGCACAAGUACGGAAUCAAGUUAUUCAAAUUAUGUUCAAGCAAAGGAUACACAUGGGCAAUGAAAAUGUAUUCUGGUAAAUCAGCAGAAGGCAUUAAAGAAACCGGAUUGGCACACAAUGUGUGUCUACAACUGGCAGAGAAACUUUUCUAUCAAGAAAAAACAUUGUAUAUUGACAAUUUUUAUACAAGUUAUGAGUUAGCUAUAUCAUGCCUAAGACGCAAGAAUCGUGUAGUUGGAACACAGAGACAUAACAAGAAAUCUAUACCAAAAGAUGUUCUUAAUUGCAAACUAAAAAGACGAGAAAUGGUAGCUAUAGAGGAUGAUAACGGGCUUGUGAUACUCAAAUGGAGAGACACACGUGACGUGAGAAUAUUAUCUACGAAACACGCUCCUAUCAUGACACAAAGCACGAAAAACAUUCAUGCUGCUUCUUCAAGCCAGCAGCCAUCCGCAAGACUCAAACCUCUGGCCGUCCUCGAAUACAAUAAGGGUGAAUGUGGUAUAGAUUAUUCAGACCAAAUGGUUUCCUAUGCUUCGACGAUGAGGAAAGGAAUCAAGUGGUAUAGGAAGCUUGGUGUUGAACUUCUACUGGGGACGUCUAUUGUAAACGCUUUGGUCGUUUACAAAAUUGCGACAAAGAAAACUGUAAAUGUUAGACGAUUCAGAGAACUGAUUUCUGCAAAGUUACUAGGACUGAGUGAAGAUUUAACACUGCCUUCUGUUCGACGAAAUACGCAUUGCAUCGCAGUUCGCAGAAAUAAUUUGGGGAAAAACCUUAGGCGCGCAUGCAAGCGGUGUCAUGCAAAUAAAAGAGAAGAACUGGAACGAUCAAAGGCACGAGCAAAUCUCCGAAAACCCACUACUUUUUGUCCAAGCUGCCCUGGUCAACCGCAACUUUGCAGUGGAUGCUUCAAUAUUUUACAAUGUAAAUAA
Ctenocephalides felis (cat flea) is the source of this 1101-nucleotide messenger RNA. RefSeq names its product piggyBac transposable element-derived protein 4-like. The transcript has a single exon. Bases 1 to 1101 code for a protein of 366 amino acids. NCBI's taxonomy places the organism in Eukaryota, Metazoa, Arthropoda, Insecta, Siphonaptera, Pulicidae. The record is from RefSeq and is a predicted model, not a curated record.